CCAUCUCGGUGGGCCACGAUCGGCGCGGGGGUGGAACGCACGCACUGCUCCUCUCCAAUCUGGAACAUCGCGGCCCCACAACGGGGUGACAUACCAAUCGCGACUGGAUGAGUUGGUAGCCUUGCUGAUUAUAAUAUCUGGCAGAGACGGUAUUUCUCCAUUGAGGUUCCUUGCCUUCGGCACUCAUGUUAAUCCCUUCGAUUUGGCGUGGUUUGUAUCAGUGUCCAAUCCUAAACAACUCCACAUCCAAAGGUCGCUUGAAAUGUUUAGUUUAUGAACAUGAAGGCAAAGUGAACUUUAAACUAGCUUUAGGGUUUUGUAAUCGUUAUUUUUGGGGUUUUUGAGUUUCGGAGAUAAACACGUGUGGGUGGCCAUUCAUUUGGUUUCGAGUAUAAAUCUCUCCUUUCCGACAAGCUUCAGAACAGUUCGGACUCUGACGUGACUGUAGACCCCGUGGGGCUUCUUUGUGAAUCGGAAAGUGGAUACGAGGCUGGUGGAAUGGGAGUUGCUGCGAAAGAACGCGAUUCUGGGGACGCAGAAUGGCUCUUCCAUUGAUGGAGAUAGUCGUAGGGAAGAGAUUUUAGAAUAGAGUAUUCAGCAAGGGAGGCCCCUCAAAUGGAUAUAAAACUGGGGUGGGAGAUUGCGGAAGAUAUUUUCGUUCACGUCAUUCCCAACUUUGUACAAUUCUCUGGCCCUUACUAAUGACUUGUGACAUGAUUUUCCUGUAAUCCAAAGUAGAGCAUGCUUGGUCGAGUCUCGCGGUAUAAAUUCAGCUGUAGAGAAUUGGACUUCCUUGCUGUGCGAAUUAGUUGGUCAAGAUUUCGUAGUCCUACACGACGAGCUCUCACCACAUGGUCCUGGAUGCUGGGCACUACAUUUACCCUGUGUAGAAACGCACAAAAUUUUUAGAGAAUGCACCAGCGUACGAUGCAAGCAAUGAAGAUGGAAAGGAUGUCGAGGUGGAUGUUAGGCGCGCGUGGACCCAGUCUGGAGACGCUGGCUUUGUUGGAAAGUACAGACACGGGAUGUGGGGGGUGAAAUGGUGCACCUAACACCAGACUUGUCAUUGACAUUUCGUUUCUAUUUUAAAACCUACUGCGAAUUUUAGCCCGCAGAUUCCCGAAUCCCUACAUUCUGUGCCACUUCCAAUUUGAAAUCGGCUAUAGCUUGGGCUUUCGGAGCUUCUUGCCCACUCUUCAGAGCGAGACAAAGUCAAGGGAUAUAAUUCUGGGUUGAGUGACCGAGUCCCAUUAGGGUGACAAUGGAACGAGGCGAAAGCACGGCACGCUUUAUUACGGUGUCCAGCAACUUAAACGCCAAGUUGAUCUCUUCUAAUUCCACCGCCAUUGUGCUUGUGGUUGAUUUCAACGCCCCAAUACUGUCGAGGAAGAUUGCUUCAGAAGCUUCUGUGGAAACAAUAGCUCACUGGCCGCUAAAUAUACAGUUCGCGGCGGGCAGACCGUGACAAGUUCUGGAGUGGAAGCUGCUUGGUCGUUUUCUUCUGAGUUCCUUCUCGCAUUUUCGCAGUUAUCUUGUGUGGAAGGUUCUUGCCGACCGCUCCGUCAUCUCUGAGAACUGCUAGGGGCAAACAUCUCUCUGUCUUCUUCGUGACCGCCUCGAACACCCUUUUGGAACGGUUAGCUUACAAGUUUGCUGCAAAGACAAUCUGGAACUUGAAUCCUGGAUGGGAAUUGCAGGUAGGCGUUUGCUCGCGGUGGCAGUGAACAUUGCGCUCAAUGAUUAGCUGCACGCAUAUUUCUGAAAUAGAACAUAUCUUCUCCUCUAUCUGCUGGAACAAUCCGGAUUGGUUACAAGGGACAACAUGUGCACUAGCAGAACAACGCGCGAAAUAUCUGUAACUCGUGCACCGAUGUGUCCCACUUCGCUUCUCCCCAGCCACUCGCAAUUUAAGUCCCAGGGCUGUGUCUGCGAUCCCAGGUGGUGUUGCUCCUGUAACUUGUUUCACAUGUAACCGGACGUUGGCCAAAGAAAUUAUUGCACACUUAAAAGAUUUAGAAUCGUCUUUAUAUCACGCAAUGUCUCUGCUGUAAAUUCAAUAAACACCGAUUACGGUGAUCACGCAGGCAGGCCUCUUUCGUCUGUCCGCAGGCUGUACAGGCGUGGUUCGACGCGGAGUGUGUUGGCAAUGACGCGUGCCACCGCCUUGAACGCUGCAAUCUAUUUUUUACAUACACGCCUUCACAAUUUAGAAACUAAACUUCAGUUUCAUUCGUAGAUGUACAAGGUGAUGAACUCUAGCAUCUCAUUCGUGUGUGGCGGAGAUUGUGUCUAAUUGUAGGUUCCGAAUCCAGACAUUCAGAAUGUUCCAUUGAAAUUGUGUACGUCCGAAUCGCGUGAUCACGCCUUGUAAGAGUAUAAAUAAGAGUGCAAUACUUGUCUGCACCGUUUACAAGUUAAGUGCAGGCGUAGACUAAGAGUUUAACCACAAGAGUUUAGCUAGACCAUUGCUGAGAGAGGCUUGAGAACACGAAUUGACACUCAAAUCAGCAAGGUUCGUGUAUUUAAGUGAGAUUUAUCUUUACGACGAAGCAAACCGACUUGAACGAUGUAUCACGAUGUGCUUUUUUUCUGCGUCGGAUGCAAUGCACGUUCGAAUAGAAGAAACGUUUGUGCAGACUGACUCCGUGAUAACCGUGUUCUGGAUCUGGGUGUUGAUCGAUCUUAGGAAAGGGCGCUUCACGCACUGGAGCGAGAACCUAUCUUGUGAUCGAAACCUCCUGUGCGGCCUGCUUGUAUGCAACUUGUAUGCAAGUCUGAUUUCUGUACCACAAGCAGACACCAAUUCAAACUUGAAGCGGUAGGCAGGUGCAGUCACAAGACAUAGGUACAGAAGUUGCUUGAUGAGCACGUGAUUCUGUGGAUUACGAAAAAUCGGUGCAGUGUCUUGCGUAGCACGCUUUGUGGCCGUUGCCAUAAGCAUCUGGUAAAAUCAUGUCGGUUCUUCAACCGCGUGCAAGCUGUUUGGCGGUUCGUGCUACAUGCAAGAGCACCACGAUCUCUCUAAUGUAAACGUAGAUGUUUGGAAUCCAUAUCAGGCUCACGCUGUGCGUAUGCGGACUGUUAGAGCAGAUUCAAGGUUAGAAGAAGUAGAACUUUUCCUAAACAGCGACAUCUGUGCUUAGUAAACAAGAUUACGGGGUCAAUCCUCCGAAGUUCCACAACGUCUCCGUUGUGGAAUAGGUUCAGAUUGUUGCACAUGUACUCAUCAUGGUUCUGGGUCCGGAUUCGAGUCAUGGUAGAAACGAGAUCGGAAGGAGGGUGAGCAGUAGAACAAGGCACCCCUAUUCUGCACAGACUCUGAGGAUCAGCGCUGAUAAUUCCCUGGAUGAAUUCAAGCGCGACAGGGCCAACGUUCGGCCAUAUGUACGCACAAGCACGCAAAAGUUGAAGUGGACACCAGAACUUCACCAGUGUUUUAUGCAAGCAAUUGAUCGGCUCGGCGGUCAGGACAAAGCCACACCGAAAAGAAUAGUUCAACACAUGAAUAAGAGCGGUAUUACGAUCGCACACGUCAAAAGUCAUCUUCAGAUGUACCGUAGCGGAAAGAUCAACGCAGAUGGUAUUUCGAAAUCUGCUUACAAGAUAUUUCAAGAUGGGCGAUGGCAGAGUAACAAUCCCGGGCAGGAGGGACCUUCAGAAAUCGGCAGGGAUGCCGAACAAACCACAUCGAGAGUUGAGGAUGUGUCUGGAAAUCUGGAAUUCGAGCCAGCAGCUAUGGCGCUGAUUCAAUUGAGGGAUGGGCAAAGUUCUGAUCCUGGAGCUUUCGGCUUAGAUGAGCUGAGAGGCUACCCCGACGGUCAGUCUUUGCAUCAAUACGGGCCGAAUACAUUGAUAGGGCAAACGCGGCAAAAUUUAGAGACUCGCGAAUUUGUCCCCGUCGUGGGGCCAAAUGAUGAACACUUGAACAUCAGCGUCAACUCACCGCAAGAGCUUCGUUACGAGCACGAGCACGAGCACGACCCCAGCCAAACGUCUACUUAUCGACCUGAUUCCUGGCCCUCACCACUCUCCCUCGAAACUUUUCCCAGCGAGACUACCACAGAUAACUCUUUAAACGCGACUUGUUCCCCUAGCGGCAGAAAUAGAAAGGCUGAGGAAGCCAUCGUGCUGGAGCUCACAAUGGCGACCAGACCCCACCGUCCAAGGCCUCAAUUCUCUGGUUCUCCUGCAGAGGCAACUUCGUUGAACAUUUCGUUGGUUUAAAGCGUUUCAUAGUACAGGUGAAAAAUUGUAAAUCAAGAUAUCUUCAUUUGGGCUUUGGGGGAGAUGAUUUGACAAGUUGAACUCACCACCUUCGAGGGUUUACAGGAGAGGCCAAGUCUGGGGUUCUCGUGGAACUAAUUUUUUUGUGAAACCCAAGUGUAAAACAUUCUGUACAGUGCAUGCAAUAUAGUAGUCACACUGACUAGUACUGUGUACAGUAUUGUACACAAUACUAGUCAGUUAAAAAAACAAAACAGAAUCUAAGAUAUACGGGUGUAGUUGCUGUGGAUAUAUCAGAGAAACGUUUCAUUCAAUGUAAACAAUUUCAUAAUGGAAACAAAUGGGUAGAAGGAAGGGCUUAGGUUCGUCGCUGGAUAGCACUGGCAAUUCGGUGACUACCUACCACUAUCACGGGGAAUCAGUAGACUAUUUCUAUCACAAACAAAGAUAUCCACAUUGAAACUGCUCUGCUGCAGUAAGUUGCUUGAAGUUGACCACCUUCAACCUACACAACAACAGUAGGGUUGAUGAGGUGUGCCUCGGCUUUUCCAUUGUUUCAUUAAUCUAUUGUAUUGCAGUGUUAAUUGA
Physcomitrium patens is the source of this 4812-nucleotide messenger RNA. RefSeq lists its product as uncharacterized. Gene Ontology annotation, molecular function: DNA binding; DNA-binding transcription factor activity. The record is from RefSeq and is a predicted model, not a curated record. Lineage: Eukaryota; Viridiplantae; Streptophyta; Bryopsida; Funariales; Funariaceae.